Molecule: messenger RNA, 2514 nt
Organism: Desarmillaria tabescens
Lineage: Eukaryota; Fungi; Basidiomycota; Agaricomycetes; Agaricales; Physalacriaceae
Product: FAD binding domain-containing protein
Exons: 12
Coding region: 470-2422 (650 amino acids)
Molecular function (GO): oxidoreductase activity; FAD binding
Source: RefSeq, a predicted model, not a curated record
AUUUUUAUCAGUUCUCUCGACUAUCAACUUCACUCGGGUCCCCUUGCUCGUCGGACAGACAUAGCCGUAUGGAAAUUUUUAUGUCUGUUACUCCCAUGUCUCAAACAGUCAUUGUCCUUACGAAAGGAUAACCAUCUCGCAGUGCCGAUCCACAUGCACUCUAUCUUUUCACAGGUGUCAUUCUGUUGUCGAUAUCAACACUAGGCCUUUCCUACAUCUUGGCAAUAAUUAGAUGGUUCAUUCUUCUUCUCCUGAAACAUCGCGGAAUAUUCCUGGAAGGAACGAGAACCUUCGGGAUCUCCAUUGGUGCAAAUACAGUUUCACUGGCCCUUAUCCUAAAUGGAGUGCCAUAUCUGUGCUACGGACUUGGUGGAUAUAUCGACCGCUCAAAGGACGAGUACAACUUGAUCCUUUAUAAAACCUGCGCGAUUCAACUUCCAUCAUCAUCUUCCCGCACAUCUUACUCAGAAUGGCCGUUCUCCCUGAUCAACCUCAAGGUUACACCCAGCCUCUCGUCUCGUCGCACGCGAAUGGUUCGCUUCCAAACGACCUCGGAGUGAAUGACAUCCCCACCUACCCCGACCUCUUGAAUGGAACCAACUGCGAAAAUCCCGCCGUACCCGACUUCAAACCUCCCUCCCAGGUUGAUGUACUUGUAGUUGGUGCUGGUCCGGUUGGACUGAUAACUGCCGGACUCCUGGCACGUCAAGGAAUAACCACGCGUAUCCUGGACAAGUCGGCCCAUCCUUUGCCUGUCGGUAGGGCUGAUGCCUUGCAGCCUCGGACGUUGGAACUUUUCCAACAGAUGGGUAUUGUUGACGAAGUCACUCCUCUCGGACCACUCAUGGGACACACGGUGGUCUACAAAGAUGGAAAGAAAGAGAUCUUCGCGGAGAGUCACCAGUCACCCUCUUAUUCUUGCCGUUAUCACGGUCUCCACACCGCUACUCAGACCGAAAUCGAACAUGCACUCAUAAGAGAUCUUAUUCGUCAUGAUAUGCUCGUUGAGCGGCCUUGCACUGCAACAUCGUACAAGUUCGACGAAGACGCCGAUGCUUCCGUUACGCAUCCCAUAUCUAUCAACGUGACCAACCAUGCGACUGGAGCUCAAGAACUUGUUACUGCCAGGUACUUGGUCGGAACUGACGGCGCACACAGUAUGAUUCGUAAAUCCCUGCCCGUCAAAUUCGACGGAAUCAAGACUGAUCUUCACUGGGGAAUUGUUGACGCUGUCUUUGAUACCAACUUUCCUCAUCGCUGGAUAUUCGGAACGGUUCUGAACUCCGAGCAUGGCGGCUGCCUCAUCAUCCCUCGCGAACGUGACAUGGUUCGACUAUAUGCUCAGCUAAAGCCAGAACCAGGCCAGCCAUUUGAUGCUUCGAAGUGGGGACCGAAUGAAGUUCUCGAGCAACUCAACAAAAUAUUCGCUCCCUAUUACCUCAAGUACGCUAGCCCUGUGGACUGGUUCACCAUCCUUACAAUCAAUGAGCGCGUCGCGAGCUCCUUCACGUACAAAGACAGGAUAUUCCUUGCAGGAGAUUCAUGCCAUGUACACAGUGCAAAGGGUGCCUUCGGAUUGAAUACCGGGGCUCUGGAUGCCCAGAACCUUGCUUGGAAACUCGGCGCCCUUUGCAAAGGCAUCGCCAAACCAGCCUUACUCAACUCAUACGAUGUGGAACGACGAGAAAAUGCCCUUAGAGCUGUGAGGACAUCCGCUAGGUACCUCCGCUUUGUGGGCAAUUGCACCUUCGAGAGUCUGGACGGCUUAGAGUCGCCGAUGAAUAUCGAAGAGACAAAAGUCGUGCCUUCUCCCGGAGAAGACGAACACGUUGCUUUCUUCAAGCAAUUCGCUGCGGAGAACACAGCGUUCCUUAUUGGGCUUGACAUUCGUUACAGGACCAACGCGCUCAAUAAACCUGUGGAAAGCGCGAUCACUGGUAUUCGUUGCGGAUACAGGACACCUGAUCCACGAGUCUCCCUAUCCAGGGCUGUAUCCGGGAGACUGUACGAUGCUUUUGGUCGCAUAGACCAGUUCAACCUCGUCAUCUUCGCAAGCAACCUAGCGGGAGAAAUCAAAGCUCGGCUCCAGACGCUCGAUUCCUACCUCGCCUCAUCCGCUUCCUUCUAUCAAAAAUACGCCGAUGUUGACUUGUUCAAGAUCGUCGUUGUUGUCCGGUCGACGCCUUCCCAAGCGGAGGCUCGCAUUCGGGAGUACCCAUUCUUGGCGAAGAAUGCCCAGGUGGUGUUCGAUGACCAGCUCCCGCCUGGUAUAUUCGGAGCUGAUGCUCAUUCGAUUUACGGGGUUGACCAUGGAAAGGGGGCCGUGGUCGUCGUUCGCCCAGAUACCUUUGUUGGUACGGCGGUCGUGAUUGACAACGUUUCGAACCUAGAAUCGUACCUUACGCAAUUUUUAUCGAGGUAGACUUUUUUGGAGCGUAGUACUAAGAGUUCAAGUGAUAAAUAGACGGGUUUCGGAUAGAAUAAUUAACAAAGCUUGAACUGAAACAGUGAAAG